AUGACUACCACACACACAUUUCAGGGUUUAAACACGGACAACAAGCCGUCUUCCAGAGUGUUGAAUCCUCCAGGGGGUUCUAGCAGUAACAUCUUUGGUGCCAGCGAUGCACAACCUCAGGCUAGAAAUACAGCCCGCAACAACUCUGACAGCAGUAGCCAGAGUGCCAGUAAUGCAGCUGGCCAGGUCCAGAACACUGCAGCAACCAACAAGUCUCGGGCUUCCAGAAAUGCAUUCAACCCAAUCACUGGAGAGCCAUAUGAGCAACCAAAGCCCAAGCCAGAGCUGCAGCAUCAGGACCAGCCCCAGCCAGAGAAAGCUUCGCAACCUGCGGGGCAGCCAGUUCAGCCGCAGCAGACAGCUAGGCAGGCAGCGGCCCAAAAUAGGAAUCAGAGUGGAAUAUUUGGAGGACCUCAAGAGCCGCAGGAACACAGAUCAACCCGUGUCAGCCAACCACCCGGUGGUCGCUCUACCAACCUGUGGUGA
This is a messenger RNA of Candidula unifasciata, 486 nucleotides long. The record is from the annotation of a GenBank genome assembly. Lineage: Eukaryota; Metazoa; Mollusca; Gastropoda; Stylommatophora; Geomitridae.